Messenger RNA from Pediculus humanus corporis (human body louse), 228 nucleotides. RefSeq lists its product as uncharacterized. The record is from RefSeq and is a predicted model, not a curated record. Bases 1 to 228 code for a protein of 75 amino acids. The transcript has 2 exons. Lineage: Eukaryota; Metazoa; Arthropoda; Insecta; Psocodea; Pediculidae.
AUGAUACCGUUUGCCCUUCGGAAUAUAAAAAUAAUAAUCUACCAUGGUCAUUACGCAGCGAAAAAUUUUCCAAUUAAUUUAAAAAUACUUCCUGAUUGGGUUGAAAAUGGAUUUUACAAAGUUAAAAUAACCGUCAUGAAAGAAAAGACAAGAUUACUCUGUCUUGAAUUAUCUGAAACAUUAAAAUUUAAAAAAUUAACGGAUAAGACAAAAAAAAAUAACGGUUAA